This is a messenger RNA of Erigeron canadensis, 606 nucleotides long. RefSeq lists its product as uncharacterized. The transcript is spliced from 2 exons. Gene Ontology annotation, molecular function: protein dimerization activity. The record is from RefSeq and is a predicted model, not a curated record. The coding region runs from base 1 to 606 and encodes 201 amino acids. Lineage: Eukaryota; Viridiplantae; Streptophyta; Magnoliopsida; Asterales; Asteraceae.
AUGGAAGAAGUUUUAGGCCUUACAAGUAAUUUGUCUCAACAUCUUCAAAAGAAAGAUGAAGAUAUUUUGGAAGGGGUGUCAUUGGUAAAUUACCAGCGAGCAUUGAAAACUUUACGCGCAAAGGGUUUUGGUGGAUUUUUGAAGAAAAUCUCAUUCUUUUGUCAAAAACACGAUAUUCAAAUGCUGAAAAAGACUGACUUCUAUGUUAACUCGAGGAACCGAACAACUAAGAUUACCAAUCGACAUCAUUUUGAGGUUGAAAUUUUUAACACGGUUUUGGAUAUGCAAAUUAUAGAGUUUGGUGACCGUUUUAGCAAAGAAUACACCGAAUUGUUAGCAAAUAUGGCCUCUUUGAGUCCAUGUCAACUCACGUUUUAUUAUCACACUUUGCAACAAGAUGCUAGAUUUGCUAACUUAAAGGGAAUAACCGACCUUGCUCGUGUGCUGGUGGAUACAAAGAAAAAACAUGGUUCUUUUACUUUGGUUUAUCAGUUAUUGAAGAUAACUUUAGUUUUGCCCGUUGCAUCCGUAACUGUUGAAAGAUGCUUUUCGGCAAUGAAGCUUGUGAAGUCAGAUUUGCGUAGUCGAAUGAGUGAUAAUAUAUGA